Molecule: messenger RNA, 2298 nt
Organism: Linum tenue
Lineage: Eukaryota; Viridiplantae; Streptophyta; Magnoliopsida; Malpighiales; Linaceae
Source: the annotation of a GenBank genome assembly
AUGGAGAUUGAACAAUCUAUCCCUGAUGGUGGAGAUGGUGGAGUUCAGGAAAAACAUUAUGGAGGAAGCAGAAAUGAAGCAGGUGCAUCAAAAGGAGGAGAUGAAGCAGAGGCUACAUACCUUGUGUGGGAAGAUAUCACAGUUGCCCUUCCUCAUUUUGGCAAUGGAGCUACAAAGAGGCUGCUUAAUAGGAUUAGUGGGUACGCUGAGCCUGGUAAGAUCAAGGCUAUCAUUGGUCCCUCCGGGUCAGGAAAAUCAACUCUUCUAGAUGCAUUAGCAGGAAGACUAUCAAGCAAUGUUGUCAUGUAUGGGAAGAUCCUACUUAAUGGACGAAAGAAGAAACCCGACUGUACUACUAUUGGGUAUGUAACAUACGAAAAUACAUUGUUGGGAACUCUCACUGUGCGAGAGACGGUAACAUACUCAGCACAUUUGAGGCUUCCAAGCACCAUGACCAAGAAAGAAAUUAAUGAUAUUGCACAAGGAACUAUAUCAGGAAUGGGUCUUCAAGAUUGUGCAGAUCGUGUACUUGGGAAUUGGCAUUUAAGGGGCAUCAGUAGCGGGGAGAAGAAAAGACUAAGUAUUGCACUUGAAAUCCUAACUAAGCCUCAACUUUUGUUUCUAGAUGAACCCACCACUGGCCUGGACAGUGCAUCAGCUUUCUUUGUGGUUCAGACACUAAGAAACAUUGCUCAAGAUGGAAAAACUGUUAUAUGUUCUAUUCACCAGCCAAGCAGUGAAGUUUUUACACUUUUCGACGAGCUUUGCUUAUUGUCUGAUGGUGAGGUGAUCUACUCUGGAGAAGCAAAAAUGGCAGUAGAGUUUUUUGCUGAAGCUGGAUUCCCAUGUCCGAUUCGAGCAAAUCCAUCUGAUCAUUUCCUGCGUUGCAUUAAUUCAGACUUUGAUCAGAUGAUAACAACUUUGAUAGGACAGCAAAAGGUAUGGAAAACGAACAUUCAGAAUUCAACAGACAUGCCCACAGCAGAGAUCAAGUCAAAGCUACUCGAGAAAUACAGGCUAUCAGACUAUGCAGCCAAGGAGAGAGCAAGGGUUAAGCAAAUGUCAGCUACUAAAGGAAAUGUUAUAAAAAGCAAAUUUAAGAGACAAGCAAAUUGGUGGAAGCAACUUCUCACAUUGACAAAGAGAUCUUCAGUCAAUAUGUGGAGAGAUUGGGGAUACUAUAGGGUGAGAAUAGGAGUUUACAUCACCUUGUCUAUAGCUGUUGGUACCAUCUUCUUCGAUAUUGGAAGAAGUAGGGCAGCAGUCUUCGAAAGAGGAGCUUGUGGAGCAUUUGUUUCAGGAUUUAUGACAUUUAUGUCCAUUGGAGGUUUUCCUUCAUUCAUUGAAGAAUUGAAGGUUUUCUCUAAAGAAAGAUUGGAUGGGCAUUACGGGGUUGGGAUUUACAUCAUGUCAAACUUUAUCUCUUCCUUCCCAUACUUGGCUCUCAUGUCACUCUCUACAGCAAGUAUUACCUACUACAUGGUGAAAUUCCGAACGGAAUUUUCUCGGUUUGUUUACGUCUGCCUACUUCUGAUAAGUGGUAUAGCAGCUGUAGAGAGCUGCAUGAUGGCUAUAGCUUCACUAGUUCCCAACUUCUUGAUGGGAGUUAUCAUUGGAGCUGGAUAUAUUGGAAUACUAGCGAUGACUGCAGGUUACUUCCGUUUUUUUCCGGAUCUUCCUAAGGUUUUCUGGCAGUACCCAAUGUCGUACCUGAAUUAUGCUGCAUGGGCAUUACAGGGAGCAUAUAAAAAUGACAUGAGUGGACUGGAGAUAGAUCCCCUGGUACCUGGUGGUCCGAAGCUGAAAGGUGAAGCAUAUCUCACAAGAGUGCUUGGCAUUAACGUUGAGCAUUCGAAAUGGUGGGACUUAGCUGCUGUCGUAGCCACCAUCAUAGCUUAUAGGCUCAUCUUCUAUGCCGUUCUCAAGUUGAAGGAAAGAACUUUACAUAUGAUAAGGAAGCUUUAUGCCAAAAGAAUGCUACAUCAGCUCAAGAAGAGGCCAUCUUUUAGGAAGAAUUCACGGUUCCCUUCAAAGAGACAUCAGGCACUCCAUUCUUUGAUUUCUCAGGAGGGUUUAGACUCUCCCAUUUGAUAGCACCAGGGUCAAGAAACAAAUAGCAAUGGGGGAACUGGCCUACCAAAUGAACCACUAGCAUAGUUCCGGUUAGGUGGACAAAGAUGUUGAACAAAUGUAUCAGGAAAUAAGGAAACACAGUCAGUCAAAAUUUCUUUUUUCAUGAACAAUAGGUUUACAAAGGUCUUUGCAUAAGAUCAGUCCCAUUACUUAAAUGAAAUCCAC